This is a messenger RNA of Cucurbita moschata (crookneck pumpkin), 912 nucleotides long. RefSeq names its product transcription factor bHLH52-like. Gene Ontology annotation, molecular function: protein dimerization activity; DNA-binding transcription factor activity. Gene Ontology annotation, biological process: regulation of DNA-templated transcription. The record is from RefSeq and is a predicted model, not a curated record. The transcript has a single exon. The coding region runs from base 1 to 912 and encodes 303 amino acids. NCBI's taxonomy places the organism in Eukaryota, Viridiplantae, Streptophyta, Magnoliopsida, Cucurbitales, Cucurbitaceae.
AUGGCGGCUCUUAGCUUUUACUCCAAUUUCUCCUCUGACCCUUCUUCUUAUCAUCACCAAUUCCACCCUUUUUCCCCUGAAAUCUCGCCGGAGCUUUUCCACCUUCCUCCGCCCCAGCUCCUCCCCGACCCCGCCUUCGAUUACCUCCAUGCUGCCGUCGAUCACUCUGUCUUUUUCCCGACUGCUACUGCUCCGUUCUUCGACGACGUCUCGCCAUUUGUCUUUUCCGAUGUUUACCCCUACUUCCCGACUCCUGCCGUUGAUUCCUUCGUCCCCGUCUCGGCUGAAUUCUUCCCUUGUGAUGAAUUUGAGUUUUAUUGCCCCAAACGCCAGAGGGUCGUGAUGGAACAGAGUUUUUGUUAUGGCGGUGGCGGCGGUAAUGUAGGUGGUGACGGAGGUUAUUUUCCUCUGCCGGAGUUUUUUUCCGAUCAGUGGGAUGGUAGAUUGGGCAAUGCUGAACUGAUGAAUAAAGGUGAUUGCUUGAAAGGUACACUGACCCCGGCGCCGUUGCCGGCGCCGUCGAGUAAUAACUUAUCGGCGCAGACGAUUGCGGCCAGAGAACGGCGGAGGAAGAUAACGGCGAAGACACAGGAGCUUGGCGAGCUGGUUCCUGGCGGCAGCAAGAUGAACACUGCUGAAAUGUUGAGUUCUGCUUUCAAAUAUGUGAAAUUCUUGCAAGCCCAAGUCGCCAUUUUGCAAGUGAAGCAAGAAACAGAGCAAGAACAAGAACGUACAGAAACAGAGGAUCUUCAGAUUCUUGAAUCGACAAUGAUUCAAGAGAAGUUGUACGCAGAAGAAAAGUGUUUGGUUCCAAAAGGGUUCGUCCAAAAUCUUGUGAAUUCCCCUGAGAUUCAAUCCAAUCCGUCCAUUUUGAACUCCAUCAAUCAGAUUCUUCACAUGAACAGCAGCUAG